Adineta steineri is the source of this 285-nucleotide messenger RNA. The record is from the annotation of a GenBank genome assembly. NCBI's taxonomy places the organism in Eukaryota, Metazoa, Rotifera, Eurotatoria, Adinetida, Adinetidae.
AUGUAUCUACUCGAUACAAAUAAUCUUGAAGAAGCUCGAUUAUUACUUAAACGAGAAACAAUAUUAAAACGAAAUAAUCUUUUGGAUAAAUUUGAUAAUGACAAUAACACAUUACUUCAUCGGUAUAUACUUCGAAAUCAAGCUGAUGCUGUACAUUUAUUAUUAGAAUAUGGUGCAUCAAUUUAUUCGAUUAAUAAAUAUGGUUGGUUACCAAUACAUUUAGCUGCCUAUUGUGGACAUGAUCAACUUAUAUUAAAAUAUCUUAUUGAAUUUGAAAAAAGGUAG